AUGCCUACAUCAGCAUCUGCAGUAGAGCCAGCGCUUGGUGGCGGGCCGACCAGAAAUCUCGGAGUCACACCACCGAUCGCAGCCAAUGGACCCACACCAAGAGAAAUUGAGGUGACAAAAACGCUCGUUGCUGAGCUCGAAAAACAAGGUGUCUUUGAGAGCGACGAGGAGAGCAAAGUUCGCGAGGUCAUCCUGGGCAAGCUCGAUGCCAUGGUCAAAGACUUUGUCUACCGUGUCUCAAUAGCCAACGGCAUGUCCGAAUCGCUCGCUCGUUCAGCAGGAGGCAAGAUCUUCACCUUCGGUUCCUAUCGUCUCGGCGUGCACGGACCAGGAUCGGAUAUCGACACCCUCUGCGUUGUUCCCAAGCAUGUCCAGCGAGAAGACUUCUUCUCAGUGUUCGAGACCAUGCUCAAAGAGCGCGAAGAAGUUACCGAAGUCGCAGGUGUUCCUACUGCCCACGUCCCACUCAUUGCGUCCAAGUUUAUGGGAGUUGAUAUCGAUUUCACCUUUGCCCGAUUGUCAUUAUCGAGAGUCGAGGACAGUCUUUCGCUUGAGGACGAUAACCUGUUGCGCAAUCUGGACGAACGCGAUGUUCGAAGUUUAGGUGGUUCGCGAGUCACGGAUGGUAUCUUGAGGCUUGUUCCCAACAUUCACGUGUUCAGAAUGGCUUUGCGUUGCAUCAAGCUUUGGGCUCAGCAGAGGGCGAUCUACUCGAACGUGAUGGGUUUCCUUGGUGGUGUAGCGUGGGCGAUGCUCACAGCGCGUAUCUGCCAGCUCUAUCCGAAUGAAGCAGCAGGAGCAAUCGUGUCACGCUUCUUCAUCAUUUUCUACCAGUGGAAGUGGCCUCAGCCAGUACUUCUUACGCCGAUUGAAGAUGGGCCGCUUUCCGUCCGUGUGUGGAACCCCAAGCUCUACCCUUCGGAUCGAUUGCAUCGAAUGCCCAUCAUCACACCCGCCUAUCCGGGCAUGUGUGCCACCCACAACGUCUCCCAAUCAACACAGAUGGUCAUGACUUCCGAGUUUAAGCGUGCUGCCGAAGUCGUCGACCGAGUCAUCAUUGGAAAGACCGACUGGUGCGAGCUCUUUGCCAAACAUGACUUCUUCUUCAAGUACAAGUACUAUCUUCAGGUCAUCGCUUCGUCCGGGUCCGCGGACUUGCAGCUCAAGUGGCACGGUACUGUCGAGUCCAAGAUCCGUCAGCUGGUCAUGAAGCUUGAGUUGGUUCCGACGAUCACCUGCGCCCAUCCUUUCAUCAAGGGUUUCGACCAGGUGUCAGAGUGUCACAACGAUCACGAGGUCCGUCUGGUUGCAACAGGUGAUAUUCCCGAGCAAGUUGCUCAGCGUACGCAGAAGGUGGCCGCUUUGCCCGAGACGGAAGAGGCUAAGAAAGCUGCCGAAGAGGAAGCUGCCAAGAUCACCGAGGGUAAAGAAGGACAUCGCAUGAUUUACACUACAACAUUCUACAUCGGACUGAGCAUUGAGCCCAAGCUGGCGGGCGAAGGGCCCAGGAAGCUGGACAUCAGCUAUCCAACAGCCGAGUUCACCGGCAAGGUCAAGCAGUGGGAGCAGUACGAUGAAGCAUCCAUGGGUAUUGUGGUUCGCCAUAUCAAGUGGACUCAGUUGCCUGGCUACGUCUUCGAAGGUGGGGAGAACAGAGUCACCGCCGCCGCGGCUGGCAAAGUCAACGGCAAGCGAACCAAGUCAGGCAAGAAGAGGAAUGGCGACAGUGCUGGCAAUGUUGCUAACGGUGGCCUUGUGGAGUCCAACGGCGCAGCGCAAGUAGAGCAUACAGUCACAGCAGUCGACAAUGGGGACGCCGAAAUGGCUUCGCCUACAAAGAAGCAGCGCACUGUUCCAGAUUUGCAGGGUUCACUGGGCUCGGCAAUGGCUAGUGCUACAAACGCAACACCCACACUCCCCCUGCAACCCGCCACCGCAUCCAAAGAGCUCGAGAACUUCCAGCUUGCUACAGGCAACCAACCCAUCGCCGCUUCCACGAACACUGCUGCGAACCAAUGA
This is a messenger RNA of Ustilago hordei, 2019 nucleotides long. RefSeq names its product putative PAP1 - poly(A) polymerase. Gene Ontology annotation, molecular function: RNA binding; poly(A) RNA polymerase activity. Gene Ontology annotation, cellular component: nucleus. The record is from RefSeq and is a predicted model, not a curated record. Lineage: Eukaryota; Fungi; Basidiomycota; Ustilaginomycetes; Ustilaginales; Ustilaginaceae. Bases 1 to 2019 code for a protein of 672 amino acids. The transcript has 2 exons.